AUGCGCGCAAGCGCCGCUAUCCUCAUUUUCGCAACGUGGCCAUGUUUUAUUCAAACACAAAAUUCGCGCGUGAACCGCAACACGAAUUUCUCGGAUAUAAUAGAUGAAAAUAAUUUGAAUACGGCUAAAACAUGUGUAAUGAAUCUGGGAAUCACUAAAUGUUUGGGAGCUUUUGGAAUAUGGCAAGCGGAAAAAGCUCUACGAUCCGGUGAAAUGCCUGCAACUUUAUAUAGUGAUAAGUUUUCCUGGCAAUAUUUUAAAAAUAUCUCUAACUCCGAUCUUAGUACUAAGCUUUGUGAUAAAACUGUAAAGCUACUUCGGCGACGCUCUCUGAAGCUAAAUCUAGACCAAGACUACACAUUGCAGCUAGCAGUAAAGGGAAACGGGUUAUUGAGUGUCGACGUAAUAAAAAAUGAUAUGAAGGGAACAGCACGGGGCACCGUAAAAAAACUAUAUAAACAAUUUUAUACUUUAAUGCCAUUUAUUAUAAUGCCUGGUCUCAUCAUGUCCGCAAUCUUGCCUUUCAUCUUGCCGUCACUAAAAAUGAUGACAUUGGCUUCCGGAAUGCUAAACAAUAUGGCGCUUACAGGGGCUGUGUUCACGCUUCUCAGAAAUAAUGCUUUCAAUGAUAAAUAUGAGAAGAAAGUAAUAUACGUCAACGAUGGCUAUAAAAACGAUGCCCAUCUAAAGGAUAAUUAUAUACCUCAUAGUGACACUCAAUCUCAUGUCAUAGUUGAUCCUACUUUCGAUACUAAAUACGGUGGUGUUGAAUCUUACGGAAUCGGCAAUUACUUAAGUCAACAGCCUGUAAACGACUAUGAAGUAAAUUCAGAUUGGCUGAAGCAAUUAACGGGAAAUGUUAAUGAUGUACAUGGUUUUCAAAAUAAUUUUGACGAUUGGCGUAAGCAAGACGUUGUCGAAAAAAAUAUGCAAAAUAUUGAAGAAAGUAAAAUUAUU
Messenger RNA from Brenthis ino (lesser marbled fritillary), 957 nucleotides. Lineage: Eukaryota; Metazoa; Arthropoda; Insecta; Lepidoptera; Nymphalidae. The record is from the annotation of a GenBank genome assembly.